AUGGCCUCCCCGUCCAGCAAGCAGCCCUCCAAGGCGCCGUCCUCGCCCCUCAAGACGGCCUAUCUCGUCCUCUACAACGCCGCCUCGGCCGCUGCCUGGGCCGUCGUCCUCGCCCGCACCGUGUCCUUGUGCGCCCUGCCCGGGCCCUUGUUUGUCUACGAUGGCGUCGGCCAAUGGGCAAAGUGGACGCAGACCAUGGCCGCCAUGGAGAUUCUGCACUCGACGCUCGGCGUCGUCCGCGCACCUCUCUUCACCACGCUCAUGCAGGUCUCGUCGCGCUUCCUCCUCGUCUGGGCCAUCGUCGACUCCUUCCCCUUCCUCGCCUUUUCGCCAGUCUACUCGUCCAUGCUCGUCGCCUGGUCCGUCACAGAGGUCAUCCGCUACUCCUACUUUGCCCUCUCCCUGUCCGGCUGGCAGCCCGCCGCCCUCACCUGGCUGCGCUACAACACCUUCUUCGUCCUCUACCCCGUCGGCAUCCUCAGCGAGUGCUCCCUCAUUUACAUGGCCGCAGACCCGGCCGGCAUGCGCAGUCCCCUCGAGAAGUAUCUGCUAUACGCCAUCCUUGUCAUUUACGUGCCUGGUGCCUACGUCCUCUACACUCACAUGAUGACCCAGCGCAAAAAGAUCAUGCGCGCCAAGAAGGCAAAGGGCGACAGGGCGACCCGAUGA
Molecule: messenger RNA, 669 nt
Organism: Hirsutella rhossiliensis
Lineage: Eukaryota; Fungi; Ascomycota; Sordariomycetes; Hypocreales; Ophiocordycipitaceae
Product: protein tyrosine phosphatase-like protein, PTPLA domain-containing protein
Exons: 3
Coding region: 1-669 (222 amino acids)
Biological process (GO): very long-chain fatty acid biosynthetic process; fatty acid elongation; sphingolipid biosynthetic process
Cellular component (GO): endoplasmic reticulum membrane
Molecular function (GO): 3-hydroxyacyl-CoA dehydratase activity
Source: RefSeq, a predicted model, not a curated record